AUGUCGAACAAGCCUAUUUUUGUGGCGACGCAUCCGCGUGCCUGUUCUACGGCCUUUGAGCGGGUCUUCAUGACUCAGCGGGCAACGAUCCAGUGUGUCCAUGAACCGUUCGGCGACGCCUUCUAUUACGGUCCGGAGCGUCUGUCCGACCGAUUCGAAAACGACGAGCAGGCUCGUAUCGAUAGCGGAUUCAGCCAGUCGACGUAUCUCACCGUAUUGGAGAGAAUUGAACGUGAAGCUUCAGAGGGAAAGAGAGUCUUCAUCAAGGACAUCGACCACUACCUUCUUCCGCCGAAUGCCAAGCCCGCCAGUGUUGCUCCCUCGCUCCGACGUAUCAAGCGCGGCGUGGGAACCAACGGGGAUGAGCACCAUGCCAAUGGCGUGAACGGUACCAACGGUACUGCUCAUGCCAACGGCCACACCGCGACCAACGGUGUCAGCAAUGGCACCAAUGGCACGGUGAACGGCUCUGCCAACGGUGUCAACGGCCACACUAACGGCCACACCAACGGCACAGCCACCAACGGGCACGCUGUGAACGGCACCAACGGUGUCCACAAGCCCUACCCGUACAACACGCCCGCCGAGCCCGGCAACCCGACGGUGAUGCCUCGUGAGAUCCAGGAGCGAUUCCAUUUCGCAUUCCUGAUCCGCGAUCCGCACUUCAGCGUGCCGUCGUACUACCGGUGCACGAUCCCACCUUUGGACGAGGUCACAGGGUUCUAUAACUAUGACCCCUCCGAGGCCGGGUACGACGAGCUGCGUCGGCACUUCGACUACCUUCGACACGAGGGAUUGGUCGGACCCCGUGUGGCGACCCGGCCAGACCUGCAUCUGGAAGAUGAGUCGAAGAACAAGGAGACAAUCCAUGAGAUCUGUGUAAUCGAUGCGGAUGACAUGCUGGAUAACCCGCCGUCGACGAUCGAGGCGUUCUGUCGUAGUGUCGGUCUGCCGUAUUCUCCUGAACUGCUGAAGUGGGAUACCCCGGAAGAUUAUGAAUUUGCCUGCUUCUGCUUCGAGAAGUGGCGUGGAUUCCACAAUGAUGCCAUCGAAUCCUCGGGUCUAGUGGCGAGGCAACAUAAGAAACCCGCCAAGACCGAAGAGGAGUACGACGCCGAGUGGACGAAGAAGUAUGGCUCCGAGGGAGCAGCUCUCAUCCGCCAGGCCGUCGACGCCAACAUGGCCGACUACCUCUACCUGAAGCAGUUUGCCGUAAAGGUCUAA
This is a messenger RNA of Penicillium cinerascens, 1224 nucleotides long. RefSeq lists its product as uncharacterized. The coding region runs from base 1 to 1224 and encodes 407 amino acids. The record is from RefSeq and is a predicted model, not a curated record. The transcript has 4 exons. NCBI's taxonomy places the organism in Eukaryota, Fungi, Ascomycota, Eurotiomycetes, Eurotiales, Aspergillaceae.